AUGACCAAUAAAGACUGGCUCAAGACAAAAUUAGAGCAAUUGGAAUUACCUUCUGUCUUGAACAACAAAAUAACAGACCUUUAUCCUCAAUUCACAAGUCAAUUUUCACAAUUGAGUGAAGGUUAUGAAAAGAUGUGGGAGUACUUGACUAUGGAAGAUUUUAGAAAAAUGGUAGAAGAAAUCAAACAACAAGAAAAUGAUCCUCAAGUACAUCCAGAAAUCACUCGAGAUGCUUAUGUAAGAGAAGGAAACACACUGUCUGAUCAAGAAAAAGAGUUUAUGGCAAAAAGAAAACAACAUCAAAAAGAAGCAUUUGCUAAAUUUAUCGGUGAAGAUCCAAGCCAUAUUGAAGAACAAGAUAUACCUGUGGUGGGAUUAGCUUCCAGUGGAGGAGGUUAUCGUGCCAUGAUUGGACUUACAGGUUAUAUGGAUGCCAUGAAAAAAUCAGGUGCAUGGGACUGUAUUAUGUAUUUCAGUGGUAUUUCUGGAUCUUGUUGGACAAUGGCACUCUAUUAUAACGAUCUUACUAAAGCAGAGCCAGAACGAUUAAAGCAACAUUUAGAGGCGCAUGUCAAUACCCAUUGGGCCAAUAUCUCAAAUUUUAUCAAUGUGUUAUUGGCUUCACGAGAGAACAGUAAAUUCCUUUUAGAGGGUGCCAUUCAACGCUAUCAUCAACAAAAGGGCGAUCUUAGUUUAGUAGACAUAUUUGGUGUAUUGAUGGGUGGUACUCUAUUGACCAAAAAGCCCUAUUCAACAAAGACACCUGAGGAUCAAGAAGCCAUGGAACAAGAGUUUAAAAAGGAUACAAUGCAAGAUAUUGAUAAUCGUAAAGUGAUGCAUUUAACAGGCCAAGAAGAUUAUAUCAAAGAUGGACUAGAACCUAUGCCUAUCUAUUGCGUUGUUCGUCAUGAUAUUUCACAUGGCAAGACAUUUGAAGACAGAAUCAAAGAACUCAAGAAUAGUUAUAAGGGUGAAAAUAAACAAAAGGAAGAAGAAACAAAGGAUGAAAUUGACCACAACCAAAAUGAUCACUAUCAAUGGUUUGAAUUCACACCUUAUGAUAUGGGCUGUGAAGAGUUAGAAGCUUGGAUUCCAAUGUGGGCAUUUGGCAGAGCAUUUGAACAUGGUAAAAACAAGGAAAGACUACCUGAACAAACCUUGGAUAUUUUGAUGGGUAUGUUUGGAUCUGCUUUUGCUGCAAGUCUUGUUCAUUUCUAUCAAGAAAUUCGAAGCUUUUUGCCUACUGGUUCACUCAACAAAAUUGACGAUACCAUUCGUCGCUAUGAAUCUUCCAUGUCAAGCUAUCAUCCUAUAUCACCUUCUUCUUUUCCAAAUCCAUUCUACAGAAUACCAGAGACAGUCAAGACAUCAAAGGGACAUACGAUCAAAAGACCCGGUGCUUUAAUCAACAGUAAAGAACUCUAUCUUAUGGACGCAGGCAUGGAUAACAAUAUCCCAUUUUAUCCCUUUUUUCGCGAAGGCAGAGAUGUAGAUGUGAUUUUAGCAGUCGAUCUCAGUGCAGAUAUCCAAACAGCACCUCAUUUUGACCGAGCAGAGAGUUAUAUCAAGCGAAGAGACAUCAAGGGCUGGCCUACAGGUGCUGGUUGGCCCAAACAAGCUGAUCACAGUGACAAUAAGUAUCCUUUAGGUUCUUGCACUAUUUUCGACUCAGAAGCCAAAGAAGAAGUCACUACAUUAGAAACAGAUCAAACUGAAAAAGAACGUUCAGUCACCUUAGCCUAUUUCCCUUUUAUUGUGAAUAAGACCUUUGAUCCUGAAUUUGAUCCACAAGAAGAAGAGUUUUGUAGUACUUGGAAUUUUGUCUAUAAUCAAGAACAAGUACGCAAAGUGACAGGUUUAGCAGAGGCCAAUUGGAAUGACAAUAUUGAAAAGAUGAGAUAUGUCUUGAAACGAGCCUGGCAAAAGAAAAGAGACGCAAGAUUACAGUCAAAAAAAUAA
Messenger RNA from Gilbertella persicaria, 1959 nucleotides. RefSeq names its product acyl transferase/acyl hydrolase/lysophospholipase. Gene Ontology annotation, biological process: glycerophospholipid catabolic process. Gene Ontology annotation, molecular function: A2-type glycerophospholipase activity. The coding region runs from base 1 to 1959 and encodes 652 amino acids. Lineage: Eukaryota; Fungi; Mucoromycota; Mucoromycetes; Mucorales; Choanephoraceae. Gene Ontology annotation, cellular component: cytosol. The record is from RefSeq and is a predicted model, not a curated record. The transcript has 4 exons.